AACCAACAACCAUGGAGCCAACAACCAUGGAACCAACAACCAUGGAACCAACAACCAUGGAAUCCACAACCAUGGAACCCUCGACCAGCACAACCAUGGAACUCACAACCAGCGCAACUUUGGAACACACAACCAGCACAACCGUUGAACCAUCGACCAGCACAACUAUGGAACCCGCAACUAACACAACAUUUGAACCAUCGACCAGCACAACUAUGGAACCUACGACAAGCACAACCAUGGAACAAACACCCAGCACAACCAUGGAACCCACAACCACUUCAACCAUGAAACCCACGAAAAGCACAACCAUGGAACCCAUAACCAGCACAACCAUGGAGUCAACGACCAGUUCAAUCAUGGAACCAACAACUUUUGAGAUGGAUAUAGGAUCCGAAAUCAGUUGUGAUAAUACCGUUAUUGCUCAGUGUAUUGUUAACUCUAUAGGGGCGUCGCCUUUCUACUCUCAGAUGCUGGAAGCGUCAACCACUGGAGUGUUUCCCCAGCUAUCUUCUAUUGAACUGGAGGAGUUGUGCAUGUCAGUUGGCGCGUUAGACACUUGUCUGGAGGUAGAAACCCAAGGUUGCACUGGAGCACACUUAUUACAAUACACCUCCCUGCGACAUACUUUUAACUAUGUCUGUGGAUCAGGAAAACAAGCCUUCCUGCAAACGGCUGAAUGUUUCGCCGAACCCGAUAUUGUCACUAACACACAAGCAUGCCUCAUGGAACCAACACAGGAAAUCAGCUCCCUCGUUUCAAUAAUAGCAUUUAGUCCGGAUUUAUUCCUGGAAUCCCAACGACUGUGCAGCUUGCUGCAGACUACCACAUAUUGUUUCGUUAACGCCGCUAGUAACCACUGUUCACGCGAACAAGCUGUGUCGGUCCUCAGAUAUAUGAGCAAUGUGAUAGAGCCAACAAGGAGAUUCUUUGCCUGUCUUCUAGAUGAAAUCACUCUUCCACCAGUUGUUGAAGAUAUGACCACCGAAUGGACAACAACCGAACCUGCUCCUACAACUGAGAAAACAACAUCGGCAGAAGUUACAACCACUGAACCUGCUCCUACAUCUGAGAAAACAACAACGGCAGAAUCUACAACCACUGAACCUGCUCCUACAACUGAGAAAACAACAUCGGAAGAAGCUACAACCACUGAACCUGCUUCUACAUCUAAGAAAACAACAACGGCAGAAUCUACAACCACUGAACCUGCUUCUACAACUGAGAAAACAACAUCGGAAGAAGCUACAACCACUGAACCUGCUUCUACAUCUGAGAAAACAAUAUCGGAAGAAGCUACCACAACCGAAAAACAUACCACAACCGAACAGCCAAUGACUACAAAAGACGUUUCCACAACCGAACAAGCUACAACAACUGUAGAAUCAAUAAAAACCGACCAGACAAUGACAACUGGACAAAGUACAACAACUGAAAGGUCAACAACCACGGAAGACAUUACAACUUCUACACUGAACCCAUUCAUAACUUCUCCGGAAACGACCACAGCGUCUAUGCCAAUGGAUGAGCCGAAAUUAUGUUUCAACUGUCGUUAUCACGGUCGGUUCGACUUCAAAAAAGAGGAAAUUGCAGAGAAGGUAGAUCAAUAUUGCAUUGCCAACGGUUACAGGGGAUUCUGUCCAAUCGAUACAUGCAGGUGUAUUGAUCCAGACACAGAAGUCCUUGUACCCGUGUGUGAAGUGCGAGGUCUUUACCGACGUGUGGCAGGAUAUAAGGAAUGGUGUGAACGUAUGUGUCACCAAGGUUACUGCAAGAUAGACCCGUGCGAUUGUCAUAUGGAACCCCGAAGAUCCGAUAACCAACUGUCUCCGGCUUAAAUAAGUAGCAACAGAGACUUUAUCACCCAUUAAAUAUUAAUUAUCAAGGAUCAGUAUUUAAAAUGUACAAAACUUAAACCGCUUUUUUUGUAACGAGUACGAGUGAAUGAUAUCAUAUUUAGUAGUAUUUCUUAGAAAUCCAUAACUUAAUUUUUUCAGCUGUUGAUCAGCUUUAUUUAUUCAUUUUUCUCGUUUUUUAUAAUUUAUUGUGUUGUACUUGUAGCGUAGAGUUGCUCAUAACUUAACAGGAAUGACAGAUGACAAGAUGUCAUCAUCCGAACAAUCUGAUACACAAAUCACUACUUAGCUUUAUGUCAUUUGAAUAUCCUGAUGUGCCCAUCAUCAUCAUGUUUUUUCGGUGUUUUUACCGAACGUGCAUGCUAGUUUGCAAAUGCUAUUGUGAAAUAAUUAAAUGGUUAACUUGUCUACAUAAAUAGAUUACAAAUUCAUGACUCAAAUUGGAUUACUUUUUCACUUGAUAUUGUCUGGAUUAUAUAUGUUUAUGUUUUAUAAUGACUCAACUGUUAAUUUAAACAUGGUUAUUGCGAAUAAAAUUUCUAUAUUUUUA
Molecule: messenger RNA, 2406 nt
Organism: Mizuhopecten yessoensis (Yesso scallop)
Lineage: Eukaryota; Metazoa; Mollusca; Bivalvia; Pectinida; Pectinidae
Product: mucin-5AC-like
Exons: 5
Coding region: 12-1838 (608 amino acids)
Source: RefSeq, a predicted model, not a curated record